ACAUCUUAGAACAGCGCAGAUCUCCAUCACAUCACAGAAGCGUCUUGGGAAAUACUGAUUAGAAUACUGUCCCUGGAUCUGUGGUAGAAUCGAAUGCCCUUGCACUGAAUCGUAUACAGUGCUAGACCGUACUAGACGAGCAAAUAACAGACUCCAUUUUGUAUUUCGGGCUUUAAGAAGGGCUGCUUGUUUCGGGGCAAUUACCAAGGACUGUUGAGAAAAUGAACGGGUGUCGCAUCUUUAUUGGUCGCCUAAAUCCCUCUGCCAGGGAAAAAGAUGUCGAACGCUUCUUCAAAGGGUAUGGCAGAAUCCGUGACAUUGAUCUGAAGCGUGGAUUCGGUUUUGUGGAGUUUGAUGACCCAAGAGAUGCUGAAGACGCUGUUUAUGAACUCGAUGGCAAAGAGCUCUGUAAUGAAAGGGUGACUAUUGAGCAUGCUCGUGUGCGCCUGCGAGGGGGGCGAGGAAGAGGUGGCGGAGGUGCCAGUGGUGGUGGUGGUGGCCGCUUCCCAGCCCGCUACGGCCGAGGCUCCCAGGACAGUCGUAGUCGGAACCCCCCUCCUAUGCGCACCGAGAACCGGCUCAUUGUGGAGAACCUGUCUUCAAGAGUCAGUUGGCAGGACUUGAAGGACUUCAUGAGGCAAGCCGGAGAAGUGACAUUUGCUGAUGCCCACCGGCCCAAACUCAACGAAGGCGUUGUUGAGUUUGCCUCCUCCAGUGAUCUGAAGAAUGCCCUGGACAAAUUGUCUGGGAAAGAGAUCAAUGGGAGGAAAAUCCGUCUCAUUGAGGCCAACAAAAAGAGGUCCAGGUCUCGUUCUCGUUCUGAGAGCUCUUCGCGCUCUCGUUCCCGCGGACGCUCCCCGUCCCGCUCGCGCUCCCGCUCCCGCAGCAGGAAAUCCUACCGCUCGCGUUCCAGGAGCCGCUCACGCUCGGCCAGCCCCUCCCCGGCCCGGGCCAAGGAGUCGUCCAAGCGUCCGGCGCGGGCAGAGUCCGGCUCCCCGCCGAGCCCGGCUCCCCAGCGCGCGCCCCUGUCCCCGGCCCGCUCCCCGUCUCGCUCCCGCUCCCGUUCCCGCUCGCACUCCCGCUCCCUCUCCCCUUCCUCCGACAGUCGCCACUGAGGACCACCCUCGAGGCAUACGCGCGCACUCACACACACGCUCAAACACACUCUCAUACACAAACGCACACACACACACACUUGAUAUCAGCCAAACUGGCUCCUCCAGCUGGGUGUUUUCUCAUGAACAGCCAUUCGUUCGUGCCCCUCAUCGUUCCCAUAUAUCAGUCAUUUGCCAGUGGUCAGAUGGAGCCAUGUAUGGAUAUGUGUAUGUUUCCUUUAACUGCAAAAAAGCCCACAACCACUCAGAGAGACAGGUAGUCUUUUACUUUGCCCAGUCUUUUUUUGUUUUUAAAAUAAGUGCACACCCCAGGGAUUUCAUUUUUACACUAACGAAGCAACGUGACUCAGUUGUUGACUGUGAAAUUGUUUGGAAGCUCAUUCAGAGGUGAACGACUACCAUUGGUGUGAUAACUGUUCUCCACCAGAGUUCUCCAGUCUCGUGGACUCCUCAUACUGUAGGUAUUGGCACAAAAGUGAACUUCGAGCUGCGAAAGGUUCGGUUGUUCUGAUUUGGGUCUUAUGUGGUGAGUAUGGUACUUUUUUGCCCUCAUUUUUACUUUUCUUCUUUUUUUUCUUUUCUUUUUUUUAAAAUUGUAAUGCUUGAUGGAUUAUAGGAGAAUAAUUUAAACUGGUGUUAAAGUGUUGUGUAUGGAACAACUACAAAGUAUUGUUUGAUUUUUAUACGUCUGUGUGGAAAGUGUAUUCAGUCCGGCAUAAUUUGCAAUUUGCCCUCAUUUGUCCUCUUUCAAGCGUACAAUGGAGUCACUUACUAGUUUCUAAAUUUGCUUGAAUUAAUUUGCUGAUUUGUUUUUUUAAUAAAAGAGUGGUUUGCUGGUGUUCAUUCCCAUAGAAUAUAGACGGUGGCUCAUAUAGUCUUUGGGUAAUGUCUUUUGUGGUGAGUGGGUGCUGGUCGGAUAAGGGGUCAGCAGGUUUGCCGACAGGGUCUUUCGGAUGCUCACGCCCAGAGCCUAAAGGACCUUGGCCAUCGCUGGUCUCCUGGGUUCCUAGCGGUGACAGGAAAGCUACAGAACGUCAGACUGUUGGUUGGUUUGUUUGUUUGUUCGUUUGUUUCUUGUUGUUUGCUCUGCCAUCCUCUGUUCGUCCGGCCAGCCUCACUCAGGUUUGGGAUGUUUAGUUCAGUUUAUUAACUGAGCUGAUAUUGUACAUAAUUUUCUGUAUCUCUGGUAUUUCACAAUAAAAUAAAAGACUUCAGUUAUGACAA
This is a messenger RNA of Sardina pilchardus (European sardine), 2339 nucleotides long. It is a transcript of the gene srsf5b, whose product is annotated as serine and arginine rich splicing factor 5b. The transcript is spliced from 8 exons. Gene Ontology annotation, molecular function: mRNA binding. NCBI's taxonomy places the organism in Eukaryota, Metazoa, Chordata, Actinopteri, Clupeiformes, Clupeidae. The coding region runs from base 222 to 1115 and encodes 297 amino acids. Gene Ontology annotation, cellular component: nucleus; cytoplasm. The record is from RefSeq and is a predicted model, not a curated record.